AUGGACUCGGUUCGCGCAGGACCAUUCGGACAGUUGUUCCGUCCAGAUAAUUAUGUUUUUGGGCAGUCAGGCGCUGGUAACAACUGGGCGAAGGGUCACUACACAGAAGGUGCAGAACUUGUCGACAGCGUGCUCGAUGUAGUCAGGAAAGAGGCUGAGAGCUGUGAUUGCCUCCAGGGUUUUCAAAUGACGCAUUCUCUUGGAGGUGGCACUGGUUCUGGCAUGGGCACUCUGCUGAUUUCGAAGAUUCGUGAAGAGUAUCCUGAUCGAAUCAUGAACACUUUUUCAGUGGUGCCCAGCCCGAAAGUCUCCGAUACGGUCGUCGAGCCAUACAAUGCCACCCUUUCAGUUCAUCAACUCGUCGAGAACACUGACGAGACAUUCUGCAUCGAUAAUGAGGCUUUGUAUGAUAUCUGCUUUCGCACACUAAAACUCACUACUCCAACCUAUGGUGAUCUAAAUCAUUUGGUAUCAGCCACAAUGAGUGGUGUUACCACAUGCCUUCGCUUCCCAGGACAGCUGAACGCAGAUCUCCGCAAACUAGCCGUCAAUAUGGUGCCGUUCCCACGUCUACACUUUUUCAUGCCUGGUUUCGCUCCGCUGACGUCAAGAAGCAAUCAGCAGUAUCGCGCCGUAUCGGUUUCCGAAUUAACACAACAAUGCUUCGAUGCGAAGAACAUGAUGGCGGCAUGCGAUCCACGUCAUGGCAGAUAUUUGACUGCAGCUGCAAUUUUCCGUGGCCGAAUGAGCAUGAAGGAAGUCGACGAACAGAUGCUGAACAUUCAGAACAAGAACUCUUCGUAUUUCGUUGACUGGAUUCCGAAUAACGUAAAGACUGCCGUUUGCGAUAUACCUCCGCGUGGUUUGAAAAUGUCAGCAACUUUCAUCGGUAAUUCGACUGCCAUUCAGGAACUUUUCAAGAGGAUCUCAGAGCAAUUCACUGCGAUGUUCCGCCGGAAAGCUUUCCUUCACUGGUACACUGGUGAAGGUAUGGACGAAAUGGAAUUCACUGAAGCUGAAUCGAAUAUGAACGACCUGGUUUCCGAAUACCAACAAUAUCAGGAAGCAACCGCUGACGAAGAAGCAGCAGAGACGUUCGAAGCUGAGUGA
This is a messenger RNA of Ostertagia ostertagi, 1110 nucleotides long. The record is from the annotation of a GenBank genome assembly. NCBI's taxonomy places the organism in Eukaryota, Metazoa, Nematoda, Chromadorea, Rhabditida, Trichostrongylidae.